CAUAUUUCAACAAAUUGGUUUAUCUUAACAUUCAUAGUGACAUAAGUUUGAGUCUUACACGUUUUCAAAAACAUUAAGAGCCAAAUGCACAUAUUACCUUUAUAUUAGUAAUAUAAUUUAAAGUGCUUAAGACAAAUUAAAAGUCACGUGAUAGAAGAUGUUGAAUAUGCUCGAAGAAAUCCGAUAAAACCCGAGUAGAAUGGCAACAGGUGCCCUCUUACUUGGCAGUCAGAUAUGUCAUCGUUUUACUACAUGCAGUUGAAAGAAACACACAUCCAACACAUUGGAUUACAAUAAUUAAAAAACAGACAAAAUGCUCAUGUACAAGCUAACUGUGAUAAUCCUGUCUCUCCUGUGCAAUACCUUCCCGCACCCUGUGAAUACAGAGGCAGACCUGCUGGAAGAUGAAGAGACAGAAUACUCCAAUGAUUUCCUUGUGGAGAUUUCUGGUGGGGAACGGGUGGCCAGAAGUAUAGCAGACCAGUACGGUUUUAGAAUAGAGGAUCAGUUUCACUUGGAUGAGUAUGGAGAUGUGUACCAUUUUGUACACGAUGAGAUUGAGAAGCGAACUAAGAGAGCAGCUGAUAAACACAGAGAUUUAUUGUUAUCACAUCUACAGGUUAAUCAUGUUGAGCAACAAGUCCAUCUGAUAAGAGACAAAAGAGACUUCACACCAAAAGAAUUGGAAGAAGUACUUGUAGCAACAAUUAAAAGAGAAGCAAUAGAUAAUACACACUCUGAUAUUGAAAAAAGACGCAUAGACUUGGAAAAAGAGAAACUUACUGCUAGGAAAGACAGAGAAACAGAAGAGGAUACAAGGGAUAUUGUAUAUGACAAACAAAACGAACUAGAGAUAGAAACUUACAAAGAUAGAUCAGUAUUUGAGAGACAUUACACAGAAGAAAAUGACAUGGCUUUUAAAGAUGGAAUCCCAUCACCCGAUACAGAAGAUGACAUGAACUUUAUAGACCCUCUGUAUCGCGAUCAGUGGCAGCUUCAUAACAGUCAAAUAGCAGGUGGUAAGAAAGGCAUGAACCUAAAUGUAGUGGCUGCUUGGAAAAAGGGCUUCACAGGCAAGGGAACAGUUGUAUGUAUUUUAGAUGAUGGUGUACAACAUGAACAUCCUGAUCUGAAGAAGAACUAUGACCCAGAAGCCAGUUCAGAUUUUAAUGGCAAUGAUGAUGACCCCACUCCAAGAGAUGAUGUCUCCAAUAGUCAUGGGACCAGGUGUGCAGGUGAAAUUGCAUCAGAGGCAAAUAAUUCAUUCUGUGGUGUAGGAAUAGCAUUUGAUGCUAAAAUUGGAGGAGUGAGACUUCUUGAUGGUAAAGUAACUGAUAAACUAGAAGCCAAGGCAGCCAUCUUUAAAAUGACCUACGUUGACAUCUAUAGUGCCUCCUGGGGUCCACGGGAUAAUGGGAAAGUGAUGGAGAAGCCAGGAAGGUAUACACAGGCUGCUUUAAAGGAAGGCACAUCUAAGGGAAGGCAUGGAAGAGGUAAUAUCUAUGUAUGGGCAACAGGCAAUGGGGGACAUAUGGGAGAUGACUGUGGUGCAGAUGGUUAUGUAAGCAGUAUCUACACAUUAUCAGUGGGCUCUAUAAACCAGUAUGGUCUGAGCACAUAUUUCAUGGAGUUUUGUCCUUCAACCUUAGCUGUAGUCUACAGUGGAGGCAAGCAUGAUCCAAAGGAUAGACAUGAAAGAGAGCAUCCUAUACUCAAAGUGGUGACCACUGACAUUGAUGGUGGCUGCACAGAAAAUUUCCAAGGAACAUCCAGUGCUGCUCCUUUAUGUGCUGGAUGUGUUGCACUGGCCUUACAAGCCAAUCAAAACAUGACCUGGAGAGAUGUGCAACACCUGGUGGUUGAGACAGCUAGAAUCCCUAAUUUCAAGGAGCCUGGCUGGGAAGUCAAUGGGGCCGGCAAGCACACCAAUGAAAAGUUUGGUUUUGGUGUCUUGGACUGUGGGAAGAUGGUGGAGGUAGCACAGACAUGGAAAAAUGUUGGCCCUCAACAUACAUGUGUAUCACCAAUGCAAAAAGAGAACAAAAAAAUUGACAGUAAAAGUACAAUUAGUAUGACCAUGUCCACGUCAGCCUGCCAGAACACGGAAAACAGAAUAGACCACCUAGAACAUGUGGAGGUGUACGUCAGAUUAAACACGUCACGUAGGGGGGACAUACAGUUAACCCUCAUCUCUCCUGCUGGAACCAGAUCUGAGUUACUCUCCUUGAGACCUUAUGAUGAUUCAAAGAAAGGAAUAGAUUUCACAUUCAUGACAGUUCGUAACUGGGGUGAAAAUCCACGUGGGACUUGGACACUGGUGGUCAAAGAUAUUCCCCUAAAUGGUCGGGAAAAUACUGGUGAGAUAACAUACUGGCAACUGAUUUUGCAUGGAACUGAUGCAAAGGCAGAAAGAGGCAGAUCUGCCAGACCACACAAGGAUGAAGAUGAGAUGCAAUCAGCAUUUGUACCUGACCCACAGACUGUAAAAAACAUGAUGGAAAAGGAGGAAGCAGAGUCAAAAGAAGUAGUUAUUAAAAAGUUAACACAAGCAGUAACUAAUGCAUUGCCCUCUUAUGACAGUGAGUAUUUGCAGAAAGAAAUCAGGGAGAUCAUUGGAGCAAUCUUAGAUAAAACCAUUCCAAAAGCUAAUGUUAAAGAUGUGUUACAAGACUUAGUUGAAGAUCUGCAACUUUAUAUUGCAAACAGAGACAAAGAGAACAGAGGUGGUCAGAAAUCAAAAGACAACCUUAGACAAGCUGUGGGGGAAGUAGAAGAAUCUCUUAAUCCUGCAAAAAUCCAAGACGGGAAAUUGGCAAAUGCUAGGAGACUAGUAGCUGGUGAAGAUGCAAUGUUACAAAGUAAUAAAGAGGAUCAUAGUUAUAACAGUUUCCACAAAACAGAUAGGCAGGAAGAUACAGACAACAUAAGAACCAUGUUUAAAAAGAAAUAUGGCCUUUCCGAUGAUGAUAUUGAUAUGCUUGAAAAGUUAGCCAAAAGAAUGUUUAGUGCAUAGACAUUAUACACUGUACAACCCUUCAGUAUUUAGUAACAAUUAUCUUUUACGUUCUUUGGCUGCAAAAUUUCAUGUUAAUUUUUUUGUCAUGGAUAAGUUCAUUAUAUCUAUUUCAUUUUAAGCAUGAAUCUUACCAGAUAGUAUUUACAAAAAAGUUAUCUUUGCAUGUUAUGGAAGAAAAUUCUCACCUACCAAUACCACAAAUCUGCUUUGCCACAAGAAUUUAAUCCAAACACACACACACACACACAAAAAAAAAAAAAAAAAAGACAAAAUCCAUCAUCAUUUUUUGCAUUUAUUUUCAUUACAUCUCUGUUAAAGUUCUGUUAAAGCAAAUGCAAUCACUCUAAAUUUCAUAAAUGUUGAAACAAAUAUAUCCACACUAAAUUAUAUAAAAUUAUAUAUCCAGGUUUAAUAGUAAAAAAAACUUGUGAGGAGCAUUUUCUUCUUGUCCCCAAGUUGACUUUAAAACACUCCUUUGCUAAUGACUGCCAGUCAAAGAGAUGUUUAUUGACAAAAAAAUACUUUUUUUAUAUUUUACAGAAUAUUGUUUAUUUGCUGAACUGAGUAUCUUUCUACAUGCAAGUGUCCUGAAAAUUCAAAACAAACUUGACCUUACUCAAAACAAGGUGUUUAAUUAAUGCAAGCCAUAUGCUCGAGGCCUGCAUAUUUUUGGUUUCAUCGUCUUGCAGAUAUUAUGUAACACACAUUUGUUCUUACAGCAGAGUAAUUUUGUUAUAUUUUUUGUUUUACAAAAAAAACUCCAUAUUUCCCAAGGGUGUAUCUUUUAUAGGAGGACUCUUUUACAAUGAUCAUUAAGAGGAAUGUCUCACUUACACAACUACUCAUCAAUAACCAGAUUAAAACUUAUAAACAAGCUACUUAAGAUAAAGCAUGAAUUGGAGCAACAUUUAAUUAUUAUUACUUUUUUUUUUUUUUGUAUAAAGUCUGCAUAUUAUAAGUUUCCGAGUCAAACAUACUCCACCAUACAAAGGUACUUUUGUCACCAUUUAAAAUUGUGCAUUUUUAUGUGUAGAAGUUCUAACAUAUUUGGGGACCUCAACAGUUAGAGUUAGAAUAGUUUAUAUGCAGGCCUGAAAAUGUCCAAUUGAGGAACAUGGUAUUUUCUCAUUUUAUGAGAUUAUUCAACUGAAUUGUGUAUAUUGAAAAACAUACAGCUAUUUUAGUUAUACUGCUCUUUUCAAGGUUGUGUCUAUUUAUUAUUUAGAGGUAUAUUUACAUAUUUUAAGUGCAAUUAAAUCUACUCACUUCGUUAAAUCCACCUCAUUCUUAAUAAAUACCAAAGUAUGUUUAAUGAGAAAAACUGUACUCUGCAUUUAUAGUAAUGAUCAAGGAGUUCUGGGGAUGGUUUUAAAAAUAUAUGUAGACAUUCAGAUUGGAGAAAUAAACAAGGGCCUAUUGCAUUCAAAUAGGCCCGUUUAGUUUUUUUA
Molecule: messenger RNA, 4464 nt
Organism: Lingula anatina
Lineage: Eukaryota; Metazoa; Brachiopoda; Lingulata; Lingulida; Lingulidae
Product: neuroendocrine convertase 2-like
Biological process (GO): protein processing
Cellular component (GO): Golgi membrane; trans-Golgi network
Molecular function (GO): serine-type endopeptidase activity
Source: RefSeq, a predicted model, not a curated record